AUGAUGGCUGCUUCAUCAUCACCAUCACCAUGUUCAUCGACAUCAAGCAUCAUCACCAUGCAUGAUGACAUCAUCCAUACACACAUCCUCACACGCCUCGACGCUGCCACGCUGGCAACAACAGCCUCCACUUGCUCUCACCUCCGCCACCUCUGCGUAGAUGACAAUCUCUGGCGAAAAAUCUGCACCGCCACGUGGCCUUCUUUAGUAGACCCCACCACCUGCCACAUCAUCUCCACUUUCCCAAACCGCCACCGUUCGCUCUUCUCCGACGCAUUCCCUGAUCUGCAUCAUUUCUCCUGCAGUUCGAAUUGUCCGUGGUCUCCUCCUCCGGUAGAGAUCAUCUCCGCCGUGGAUAUUUUCUACAAAGGUAAGCCGGUGUUCUCGAGAGUUCGGCGAACAGAAACAACGGAGAAUUCGUUUCUCUCGUCGCCGCUAUGGAUUGAAAUUCUGGAACCAAACGAGCUAAUUCCGACUGAGGUGAAGUUCGUGAGGAAGGACGAAGAACUGAUGAAGCAUCUGGGAGAGAAUUUAUCUUUAAGCUGGAUCCUAAUCGAUCCGACCGGGAAGAGAUCGGCGAAUGUUUCAAGCCGGAAGGCGGUUUUAGCACGGCGGCACUGGCUAACAAGAGACGUGGAGAUUCUCUUUGCGGUGACAAUGGCGGGGGAGGCGAAACGCGCGACGGAGAGAGUGCAGUGUAUGGUGAAGGUGACGUGCUGUGGGAAAGUUGGAGGGGAGUUGCACGUGAGGGAGGUGAGUUUAGUGAUGGAGGAUAUGGAUGGAGGGAAGGUGAGGUGGAAAGAAGGGGUUAUGAUUUUGCAGAAGGCGAUGGAAUUUGGGGAGAGGAAGAGAGUUGGUGAAGUGGGGGAGAUGAUGGAGAGGUUUGAUGGGUUUUUGGGUAUGGUUAGGGAGAGGAGAGAGAGGAAAUAUAGGAGACAGAAGGAACGUGAUGGUGUUUCUAUGGUGGUUGCCUUUCUUGUUUGUGUUUGGUUUUGUUACCUUGCUGGUUUUUGA
Vicia faba (fava bean) is the source of this 1014-nucleotide messenger RNA. The record is from the annotation of a GenBank genome assembly. NCBI's taxonomy places the organism in Eukaryota, Viridiplantae, Streptophyta, Magnoliopsida, Fabales, Fabaceae.